Cuculus canorus (common cuckoo) is the source of this 2121-nucleotide messenger RNA. It is a transcript of the gene ITGB1BP1, whose product is annotated as integrin subunit beta 1 binding protein 1. The transcript has 6 exons. The record is from RefSeq and is a predicted model, not a curated record. Gene Ontology annotation, cellular component: cell periphery; ruffle; lamellipodium. Bases 1268 to 1537 code for a protein of 89 amino acids. NCBI's taxonomy places the organism in Eukaryota, Metazoa, Chordata, Aves, Cuculiformes, Cuculidae. Gene Ontology annotation, molecular function: integrin binding. Gene Ontology annotation, biological process: negative regulation of substrate adhesion-dependent cell spreading; negative regulation of focal adhesion assembly.
AGAGCCACCCGGAAGCGUCGUGACCACGCGGAGGCGGUGGGGUGUGAGGAGAUUUUCCUUGGUCCAAUUAUGAAAAAAUGUUUAGAAAAGGCAAAAAACGGCACAGCAGCAGCAGCUCACAAAGCAGUGAAAUCAGUACUAAAAGCAAGGUAAGCUGAAUUUGGUCCAUACUCUGUUUAUGGAAGCACUUUCCUUUGUUGUAAGUUGACAGUGCACUGAUGGUAGGAUGUGAUUUCCAUAAAACGCUGUGUUCCACAAGGAGAACUUUCUUCUGCUAUUCCUCAGAUUGUGUUGUGAGAGUUAAAAAAAAUCUAUCCAUUAUAAAGCCCCCGUGUCCUGAGACGAAUGCUCCGCUGCUUCCAUUGUGAAGCCCACAAACACAAGAGUUUCUGGCAGCACAUAGCAAGGUUUGGCGGAAAAAGCAGUACGUUUGUUCUGUAAUACUGUCUUUACGAAGGUGCCUGGGGCUUGGUACUGAGAAUGAGUUUAUUCUUCAGUGCUGGUCGGUUACUCAGUAUCUCUAAAAAGUAUUCUUCGUUUUGAAUAAUGUGUCCAUUUUGUCUGAUAGGUUUGGAAUGAUCAGUUGAAUAUUCUGGAUUUCCCAAGGUGCCGUUUCACUUCCCUUGCCCACUGCUAUGUUAUUUCAAGCACUGGUGACAAGCAUGUAGUUGUCAAUUUCUUCAAGUUAAGAUGCUGUACCAGAAAAGUCUGGACAUAACCUUAAGGUUCAUUUUCUCUUUUUCUUUUAUUUUCCUCCUUCUUUCAAAAUACUUGUGGACUUCUCAAGGGUUCCUGCUGAAUUUCUAUCAGUCUAAUCUACACUGAGGCAGAAAGAUAACGUCAGGGAAGAAAUAGGUGUUGUUGUUUUCUUCUCCCUAUUUUGCAGUGCUGCUUAAGUAAUUAGAAUGUAAACAGUAGUUUAUUUUUAAAAAGGAUUGAGGCAGGACAUCUAAAAGUGAAUUGUUAAUAUGUUCUCAGUAACUUUUUGAUGAUACCGAUUUUCUUCUUAGUCUGUAGAUUCCAGUCUCGGGGGACUUUCCAGGUCUAGUACUGUGGCCAGUCUAGAUACAGACUCCACGAAAAGUUCAGGACAAAGCAAUAGCAACUCUGAUACGUGUGCAGAAUUCAGAGUUAAAUAUGUUGGUGCCAUUGAAAAAUUGAAAUACAGUGAGAGCAAAAAUCUCGAAGGGCCAUUGGACUUAAUAAAUUACAUAGACGUUGCACAGAUGGAAAGUUACCUUUUGUUCCAGGCGAAGAGGAGUUUAUUAUGGGAGUUUCCAAAUAUGGCAUUAAAGUUUCAACAUCUGAUCAGUAUGAUGUGUUGCAUAGGCAUGCUCUCUAUUUAAUUGUACGGAUGGUCUGCUAUGACGAUGGUCUGGGAGCGGGAAAAAGUUUACUGGCUUUGAAGACAACAGAUGCAGCCUCUGAAGAAUGCAGCCUCUGGGUAUAUCAGUGCAAUAGUUUGGAACAAGCACAAGCUAUUUGCAAAGUGUUAUCUACAGCCUUUGAUUCCGUUCUAAUGUCAGAGAAGUCCUGACUUUCGGCAGCAGCGCAUGGAUGUGCGGUACAGGCCUCAGCGAGGAGGAAACGGGCUCCGUUGUGACACCAGAGACCGGCUGUAGCUGCCUACAAACCUAGAAGGGACCUGCUGUGCAAAGAAGCGCCAAGCAGCCUUGCACAUGGUACUUCGUUAUUCCCCAAACAUGACUUGAAGAAACUACUCCAUCUUCAGUUUCCAGGACUAUACAGACUUUUAUAUUUAACUUUUUUUUUUGCCUAAAUCACAUUUUGUACAUUAAUGUCAAUAUUGUAGAAAUGUAAAAUAAAACUGACACUUGCUUCUAUCUCUUUGUCAAAAAAAAAAAAAAAUUGUUAUUACAGACUUCAGUUCUGCUGAACUUCAAUAUUGGAACAAAAUUAACAAGAGCAAAGUGAUGAUGGGCAGCCAUUCUGUGCUUUGCAUCUCUACUUUAACCUCAGGUGCUCAGUUUGUUCAGUUCCUGUGUUCACCCAGAAAUCCACAGGACACACACGCUUUGGUUCAAGUGCUACUUGUUUGUAUUCUGCAUUUUAUUCACUGGAAACAUUAUUGCCCAAGCAAUGCAGAGCAACAAAAGAGAA